Anopheles aquasalis is the source of this 1289-nucleotide messenger RNA. RefSeq names its product EGFR adapter protein-like. The record is from RefSeq and is a predicted model, not a curated record. Lineage: Eukaryota; Metazoa; Arthropoda; Insecta; Diptera; Culicidae.
AUGAACUGCACCGCCAUAAAUAGUAAUCAGAUUGAAACGACUCCGAACAACCACCACCAUUCCCGGCUGAUGCGCGGUGCUGGUGGCGGUGGCGUCGGGGUAGUCGGUAUGCUGCCGAUGGUUACCACUCCUCUGUCAACGGUUACAUCGCCACAGCAGCAGCACCACCAGCACCAACAGCUUCACCAUCGAACGGCAAAGGCCAGUAUCUGCAUGUCAGCACCGGGGCACGGAGUGGGAUCCGUGGGUGGCAGUAGUAGCGGAGGAUCGGUGAACAUUGGAACGACGACCGUGUUCUUCCAUCGAACUACCAACAAUCUGCUGGACGUACCACCACCGCCGAAUCGAACCAAUAGCUCCGAGGAGGAAAACUCACCCACCGAGCUGAACACCUGCCGCAAGCUGGCCGAGAAGCCGCCGCUGGUGAAGCGGCUCACGAUGGGUAUCCUGCGAACGGCCGAAGAUAGUCGACCGUUAGUGCACAGCUCUUCGUCACCCUCGAGCUCGUCGAGCUCCUCGCAAACCAUCUCCGAUGGGUACGUGAACGAGGGUAUCUGUGCGGAUACGGCCGAAACAUCGCUCACGACGAACGUGUUUAGUAGUAAGAUCGGCAGCAGCUCCGGUCCUUCACCCUCCUCACCAGCCGGUGCUGCAGCUGCUGCUGGAGGUAUCGGUCCAACGAAUGGUGCCUCCUGUAGCUCACGAAGUCCUGGCACAGCAGGUGGAAUGGGUCACAUGUCGAAAGGUGGCGGCAAUUCGAGCGCGUUGCUGCUUGAUGGCAGUGGUGCUGGUGGACAACCACGGUACAACCACACGGCGACCACACUCCUCUACCCUCCGGCCGUACCGAUCCGGAAUGAUAGCCUGAGCCUGAAGGAGCAGCAUGAGCUGAAGGGUGCGCCCUGGUUUCAGGCGGGGAUACCGCGCGAAAUCUCCCUCGAGGUACUGUCCCGCCAGAAUCCGGGCGCAUUUCUCGUACGCCAGAGCACCACCAAACCGGGCUGUUUCGCGCUGUCUCUGCGUGUACCACCGCCAGCACCAAAAGUAGCACAUUAUCUAAUUCUAAGGACGAUACGGGGGUAUAAGAUUAAGGGCUUCACGAAAGAGUUCACCUCGCUGCGGGCACUCAUAACGCACCAUUCGGUCAUGCCGGAGCUGUUACCUGUUCCGCUGGCACUACCACGACCCCCGCAGCUCGGUCAGCGCCAGGAAGAUCCGGAAACCUACGGUUCGCUGAACGAUUUUCAAAACAUGAUUACCGAGUAGUGUCUCGCCAGCGGCGAUAGUGG